This is a messenger RNA of Nilaparvata lugens (brown planthopper), 686 nucleotides long. It is a transcript of the gene Sf3b5, whose product is annotated as splicing factor 3B subunit 5. The record is from RefSeq and is a predicted model, not a curated record. NCBI's taxonomy places the organism in Eukaryota, Metazoa, Arthropoda, Insecta, Hemiptera, Delphacidae. The transcript has 2 exons. The coding region runs from base 233 to 490 and encodes 85 amino acids. Gene Ontology annotation, biological process: mRNA splicing, via spliceosome. Gene Ontology annotation, cellular component: precatalytic spliceosome; U2 snRNP.
GAAGUGAACGUCACCAACAACAAUCGAAAUCAGCAUCAAAAUCGACUUUUGAUUUCGAUUCUCGAUAGCAAACAAAAUUUUGUAUUGAAUGGAUGGUGGAUGCUGGCUGUCGGCUGAGUGCUGUGCUGAAAAACAGACUUGAAAAAUAUCCUACUCUAUUUUUGUGUUUAUUUUGUCUAAUAAUCAUUUCAUAAAUCAUCAAGAUCGUCUGCUUGAAUUCAUAUUAGAAAAGAUGAGUGAACGCUACAAUAUCUACAGCCAGUUGGAGCAUCUGCAAUCCAAGUACAUUGGAACAGGACAUGCAGAUACGACAAAGUUCGAAUGGAUGGUGAACAUCCACAGGGACUCAUACUCGUCCUACAUGGGGCAUUGCGACAUGCUCAAUUUCUUCGCCAUAUCGGAAAACGAAGCCAAAGCCAGGGUCAGGUUCAACCUGAUGGAGAAGAUGCUGCAGCCGUGUGGACCACCACCAGAAAAGCCUGAAGAUUAAACAACUCUUAUAAAUGUGAAUUGACAUUUUUACUUAUCAUACCAAGCAAGUGGGGAAAGUGAUGAACGAUCCAGGAUAUACCUUGUUCCGUAAAACCAGUGCGAAUUUUAUGCUUGUGUCUCUGUCUUCUUAAAUACAUGUGGGUUUUUUUCAAGUAUUCAUUCAUUCAUUAUUAUAAAAUUUUGUUUUAAUAAAA